UUUAAGCCCAUAGUAUAAUAUAAUAUAUAGUUUUUAUUUUUUACAAUUUGAUAUAUAUACAUGUAAGCGAAUUCGGUAUUGCUUUACGAGUGAACAAAAAAAAGAAGGAAAAGACAAGUGACAUUAAUGUCCCUGUCAGCACCGGUGACACACCUGCAGCGCGUCCGCAGGUUAUACAAAAUGGUUUUGAAAUUGCACCGGGGUCUGCCGUCGGAUAUUAGGGAGCUCGGCGACAUUUACGUGAAAGACGAAUUCAGGAGACACAAGACUUGCAGUCCUGAUUUGGCUAAUGUUUUUCUGAACGAGUGGGCGGAUUAUGCAAUAGAUCUGUCAGAGCAGCUGGGACUGCGAGGAGUGAAGACAGCAAAACCAUUGGGCAAGUCGUUAGAUGCGGCAAAUUUGGACAAACUCAGAGAGGAGCAGGUGAUCCAGUUGUAUGAGUUGAUGAUGGCUGCAACGGGCAAAGCUGAUGUGGAUGAAGAAAAAAAUGCCAAACCAAAAGAAACGGAUGAUAAAAACAGUUGACGAAAAACUAGUCGAUGGAUUUAUGGGUCUUGUAUGUUUUUUUUCAUGGACUGGCAUGGAAGAAGAACUUUUCAAAUGAAGAUGAAUUGCUUAGUCAUCUUUAAGGCGUAUACUUAAAUAGAUGUUUUACUAUGAGUGUGCAAAGUGCAACCUUCAAUACUUUGAAUAACAUUACUGAAUGAAGCGUGGAGUGUGUAAUUAACGUUUAUUGUGAGAUAUUAGUUUGUAUGGUGCCACAUGCACUGUUUGGUUUUAUAGCAUAUAGUUAAAAGUUAAGAUUACGUGAGUUUUAAUUACUGGCUGAAUAGUUCACAAACAUUACUUUUAA
Molecule: messenger RNA, 853 nt
Organism: Copidosoma floridanum
Lineage: Eukaryota; Metazoa; Arthropoda; Insecta; Hymenoptera; Encyrtidae
Gene: Sdhaf3
Product: Succinate dehydrogenase assembly factor 3
Biological process (GO): succinate metabolic process; mitochondrial respiratory chain complex II assembly
Cellular component (GO): mitochondrial intermembrane space; mitochondrion
Source: RefSeq, a predicted model, not a curated record